Contarinia nasturtii (swede midge) is the source of this 1386-nucleotide messenger RNA. RefSeq names its product transcription factor IIIA-like. Bases 148 to 1257 code for a protein of 369 amino acids. Lineage: Eukaryota; Metazoa; Arthropoda; Insecta; Diptera; Cecidomyiidae. The record is from RefSeq and is a predicted model, not a curated record. The transcript is spliced from 2 exons.
UACAACACAUAUUGUGCACAACUGAGAACUGUCAAACGCAGCACAUGUACGCGACAAAUUAGCAGUUUUAAAUAACAAAAACCAAAUUACGUGUAUUUUCCGUAUUUAUUUGAGUGAAAAUAGGUGGGUGAAUGAAAACCGAACAAAAUGUCGUCAAAUAAUUCGGAUGGUUGGUCAUUUCUAUCGACAAUUAAAUAUACCUGUAAAUUUCCCAAUUGUGAUCUGCAAUUCAGGCGUAAGGAUCGAUUGGACGCCCAUGAAUUCACCCACAGUAAAAUGAAAAAAUUCCAAUGCAACAUAGACGGUUGUGACAAAGCAUAUAUCACCAAUUCACAUUUGCAACGCCACACAAAAACUGUACAUUUCAAAUUAGCUCAGAAUGUGUACUGUCCACAUGAAUCGUGUGGUAAAUUCUUUCAUUCGGUAAACAGUAUGAAGGCACAUUGUCAUCAAAUCCAUUCGGAGAUAUUCCGUGCAUUUGAGUGUGAUAUUUGUGGUGAAAAAUUUCGCCGAAAAACUCAAUUGAAACAGCACAUGUUUGUGCACACUGGUAACUACCGAUAUACCUGUGAUAAGUGUGGAAAAGGAUUUCAUUUGAUGAGCCGAUUAAAAAGGCACGAAAAUUCGCAUCGUACACGCCAAUGUCCAGACUGUGGUGCUACAUUCGAUAAAUGGUCACUCCUUUUGGCACAUAAAAACAAAGAACACAUAAAUAGUGACCUGAAAUGUUCGAUUUGUAAUCGUGAAUUCCAUUCGAGGCGGUUGCUCAAAAUUCAUCGGAAAACGCAUGCAAAUCUUGACGAUCGAAUUGUUUACGAAUGCCCGUACGAGGGAUGUUCGAAGGUUUUUCUACAGAAUCAAAAUAUGCUAGCACAUUACAAGUCGAAACAUGAAAAUCGAACAUUUCCAUGCACAUACGAUGGCUGUACACUGGAAUUAAGUACAAAACAAAAGCUAAAUCUUCAUAUUAAAGCGAUGCAUUUGGGAGAAGUUGUGAAUAAGAAACCAAAAAAGGUGCAGAAGAAAGCCGAAAGAAAGGAUAAAGGAACACAAAAAAUAUCGACCGCAUCGAAAUUCUUCAAAUUUAUUUUGCCGCCAGCAUUUGAACGAGCUAUCAUUGCCGGCCAAGGAAAGAAUAUUCAUAUUGAACAUGGUGAGAUUGAAGACGAAGAUAGCGAUACUAGCGAUCGAGAAGACGAUUUGGAGACUUCAAAACUAACUACCGUCAAACUUAUUGAAGGCGUUGUCAAAUGUUGAACUGCAACUGAAUGAAUUUUAAUGAAAAUUUUCUUACGUCACACAGACGUAUAAGACAAAGCAGUUAUGAGAUGUAUAUGAAGGGAAACUAUUUAUUGAAAGAAUAAAAACCGAACUUAUAAUUCAAAA